AUGGAACUGUCCGCUAUUGGUGAACAAGUGUUUGCCGUUGAAUCAAUAAUCAAGAAAAGAGUAAGACGGGGCCACGUGGAAUAUUUGCUGAAAUGGAAGGGGUGGCCCCCUAAGUACAGUACAUGGGAGCCAGAGGAACAUAUCCUGGACCCUCGGUUGGUUGUGGCCUAUGAGGAAAAAGAGCAGAGAGAAAGAGCAGUCGGCCACAGAAAGAGGGGCCCUAAACCCAAGAGGGUACUCUUACAGAAUAUUUACACGAUGGAUCUGCGAAGUGCACACAAAGUCACUGAAAAGCCCCCAACCCGCCUGCGUCUGUCACUCACACGUUCCUUAGAACCGGACGAUCAGAGGUUUCAGUCAGCGCAGGGAAAUUUGUAUCGCCGUUUAGCCCAGCACAAGAAAAAAAAGAGGAAGUCGCAGUUUGUGUGCAUCACCUCACCUCAGCAGGCCCUCCCGCCCGGCCGAGACCCCUCUGAGGAAGACUGGGAGGAGAGAGAGGAGGAUGAGGAAGAUGAAGAAGAUGAGCAGGACACAGAGGAAGAGGUUGGCACCAGUCAGGAGAGGACACAGGCAGCAGCAGAGAUAGAAAGAGACGUUAUAAACACGGCUUGGGGUUCGAUGAUUGGUUCAGAUGAAACGUCAGUAUCUCAGAGAACCGAGGACUGGAGUCCACUGAUGGAUCCUGGGGAAGUAACCGUGACAGAUGUCACCAUCAAUUCGCUGACGGUCACUUUUAGGGAGGCCCUAGUGGCGAAAGGUUUCUUCAGGAGCUGGGAACUAGAUUUCUAA
Molecule: messenger RNA, 789 nt
Organism: Chanos chanos (milkfish)
Lineage: Eukaryota; Metazoa; Chordata; Actinopteri; Gonorynchiformes; Chanidae
Gene: cbx7b
Product: chromobox homolog 7b
Exons: 6
Coding region: 1-789 (262 amino acids)
Biological process (GO): negative regulation of transcription by RNA polymerase II
Cellular component (GO): PRC1 complex
Source: RefSeq, a predicted model, not a curated record